UCAAUUCCUCGUCUCCUUUUUUGAGUCCCCCACCCCACCCUCUGCAACUUGCUCUUCCCGCUAAAAUACCGUACACUGUUUCACUUGUGUUCACUCCCAAGAAAGCAAGGGGACCGACGACCAACCAAGCCCGCCAUUGUCUCGUCGCAAUGGCGGCGUCGUCGUCCCCUCGCCGCCUUGGGUUCUUGGCCGCUCUCGUGUUCGCCGUCUCCGUCUCCGCCUCGGUCUCCUCUGUGUCCGGCGGAAGCGGGCCGAUCACCACCAAUGGCGGGAACUACACCAGGGUGUGCGACCCGGCGAGGUUCGCGGCGGCGGGGCUGGACAUGGCCGGGUUCCCGUACUGCGACGCGUCGCUGCCGUACGCGGACCGGGUGCGGGACCUCGUGGGGCGGAUGACGCUGGAGGAGAAGGUGGCCAACCUCGGCGACCGCGCGGGCGGCGCGCCGCGCGUGGGGCUGCCUCGGUACCUGUGGUGGGGGGAGGCGCUGCACGGCGUGUCCGACGUCGGCCCCGGCGGGACGUGGUUUGGCGACGCCGUGCCCGGCGCCACCAGCUUCCCGCUCGUCAUCAACAGCGCCGCGUCGUUCAACGAGACGCUGUGGCGCGCCAUCGGCGGCGUGGUGUCGACGGAGAUCAGGGCCAUGUACAACCUGGGCCACGCCGAGCUCACGUACUGGAGCCCCAACAUCAAUGUCGUCCGCGACCCGCGGUGGGGCCGCGCCAGCGAGACCCCCGGCGAGGACCCCUUCGUCGUCGGCCGGUACGCCGUCAACUUCGUCCGCGGAAUGCAGGACAUCGACGGCGCCACCACCGCCGCAUCCGCCGCCGCCGCCACCGACGCGUUCUCCAGGCCCAUCAAGGUGUCCAGCUGCUGCAAGCACUACGCCGCGUACGACGUCGACGCGUGGAACGGCACCGACCGGCUGACGUUCGACGCGCGCGUCCAGGAGCGCGACAUGGUGGAGACGUUCGAGCGGCCGUUCGAGAUGUGCAUCCGGGACGGCGACGCCAGCUGCGUGAUGUGCUCCUACAACCGCAUCAACGGCGUCCCGGCCUGCGCCGACGCGCGCCUCCUCACGGAGACCGUCCGCCGCGACUGGCAGCUCCACGGCUACAUCGUCUCCGACUGCGACUCCGUCCGCGUCAUGGUCAGGGACGCCAAGUGGCUCGGCUACACCGGCGUCGAGGCCACCGCCGCCGCCAUGAAGGCCGGCCUGGACCUCGACUGCGGCAUGUUCUGGGAGGGCGUCCACGACUUCUUCACCACCUACGGCGUCGACGCCGUCCGGCAGGGGAAGCUCAAGGAGUCCGCCGUGGACAACGCGCUGACCAACCUCUACCUCACACUCAUGAGGCUCGGCUUCUUCGACGGCAUCCCGGAGCUCGAGUCCCUCGGCGCCGCCGACGUCUGCACCGAGGAGCACAAGGAGCUCGCCGCCGACGCCGCCAGGCAGGGGAUGGUGCUCCUCAAGAACGACGCCGCGCUGCUCCCGUUGUCGCCGGAGAAGGUCAAUUCGGUGGCACUGUUCGGGCAGCUGCAACACAUCAAUGCCACCGACGUCAUGCUUGGAGACUACAGAGGUAAGCCUUGCAGGGUGGUGACGCCGUACGACGGCGUACGGAAGGUGGUCAGCUCGACGUCGGUGCACGCAUGCGACAAGGGAUCGUGCGACACGGCGGCCGCGGCGGCGAAGACGGUGGACGCGACCAUCGUCGUCGCCGGCCUGAACAUGAGCGUGGAGAGGGAGAGCAACGACAGGGAAGACCUCCUCCUGCCGUGGAGCCAGGCCAGCUGGAUCAACGCCGUCGCCGAGGCCUCGCCGUCGCCGAUCGUCCUGGUGAUCAUGUCCGCCGGCGGCGUCGACGUCUCCUUCGCCCAGGACAACCCCAAGAUCGGCGCCGUCGUCUGGGCCGGCUACCCCGGCGAGGAAGGCGGCACGGCCAUCGCCGACGUGCUCUUCGGAAAAUACAAUCCAGGAGGAAGAUUGCCGCUGACGUGGUACAAGAACGAGUACGUGAGCAAGAUCCCGAUGACGUCCAUGGCGCUGCGGCCGGACGCCGAGCACGGCUACCCCGGCCGGACCUACAAGUUCUACGGCGGCGCCGACGUGCUCUACCCGUUCGGCCACGGCCUCAGCUACACCAACUUCACCUACGCGUCGGCCACCGCCGCCGCCCCGGUCACGGUCAAGGUCGGCGCGUGGGAGUACUGCAAGCAGCUCACCUACAAGGCCGGGGUGUCCUCGCCGCCGGCGUGCCCGGCCGUGAACGUGGCCAGCCACGCGUGCCAGGAGGAGGUCAGCUUCGCCGUCACGGUGGCCAACACGGGCGGCAGGGACGGCACCCACGUCGUGCCGAUGUACACGGCGCCGCCGGCGGAGGUGGACGGCGCGCCGCGGAAGCAGCUGGUGGCGUUCCGGCGGGUGCGGGUGGCCGCGGGCGCCGCCGUCGAGGUGGCCUUCGCGCUCAACGUGUGCAAGGCGUUCGCGAUCGUCGAGGAGACGGCGUACACCGUCGUGCCGUCGGGAGUCAGCAGGGUCCUCGUCGGAGACGACGCGCUGUCGCUGUCCUUCCCUGUUCAGAUCGACCUGCAGGCGGCAGCAUAGCAGCAUAGGUUCUCUGCAAUUCUUGGAGUUCGUUGGAUUCUUUUGCUGGGGUGGUAAAAGGUAAAAAAAAAAUCGAAGCAAGUGUAAUUAGUUUACACCACGCUAUAGAUGAAACUUUUACAAAGCACAUUGCAUCAUUGGGAAUUAAUUGGAACAGGAAUUUUCAUUUUUAGUUUUGCUCAAUGUAUUACUGUGAUGGCAUGUUAUUCAGCAAUGUUACACUUUUUUUUUCAAUAAUGGAAAUCAAUCAUUAGCAGUGUUA
Molecule: messenger RNA, 2868 nt
Organism: Oryza sativa Japonica Group (Japanese rice)
Lineage: Eukaryota; Viridiplantae; Streptophyta; Magnoliopsida; Poales; Poaceae
Product: probable beta-D-xylosidase 2
Biological process (GO): xylan catabolic process; arabinan catabolic process
Cellular component (GO): plant-type cell wall
Molecular function (GO): xylan 1,4-beta-xylosidase activity; alpha-L-arabinofuranosidase activity
Source: RefSeq, a predicted model, not a curated record